Cetraspora pellucida is the source of this 1314-nucleotide messenger RNA. The record is from the annotation of a GenBank genome assembly. Lineage: Eukaryota; Fungi; Glomeromycota; Glomeromycetes; Diversisporales; Gigasporaceae.
AUGACUAUUUCUGAGUCCGACAAAGACGAAAUGGAAAUUGGUCUGAUAGGGCUGGGAGAGAUGGGUUUAAUGUAUGCUAAGAGAAUAGUAAAGGCCGGGUGGAAAAGAGUGAAUGUAUGCGACCUGCCCUCACGCUAUGAAGAACUAAAAGAAAAAUUGAAAGAUAGUGGUAUGAAAGUUCUUCGUGAUGGACAUGCUGUAUCAAGAAGGUGUGAUUUUAUCAUUUAUUCUAUCGAAGCCGAGAAUAUUGAUAGGGUAGUGGCUGAAUAUGGUCCUUCCUCCAAAAUUGGUGCUAUAGUAGCUGGUCAGACAUCAGUUAAAGAACCUGAAAUUCGCGCUUUCGAAAAUCAUCUUCCCGAAGAUGUUCAUAUUGUUUCGUGUCAUUCACUUCAUGGACCUUCUGUAGAUCCUGAAGGGCAGCCAUUGGUUAUGAUUCAACAUCGCGCCACAAAAGAGAAAUUUGAGUUUGUACUUCGUGUAUUAUCAUGUUUGAAAUCUCGAUUUGUGGUAUUAUCUUAUAAAGAACAUGAUCGUAUUAUGGCUGAUACUCAAGCUGUGACUCACGUUGCCUUUUUAAGUAUGGGAACUGCCUGGAAAACUCAACAGCAAUUUCCGUGGGCAACUCCGCAAUACGUUGGCGGAAUAGAAAAUGUCAAAGUUCAUAUGGCAUUACGUAUAUACUCAAACAAAUGGCACGUCUACGCCGGAAUUGCUCUUAUGAAUCCAAGCGCAAAAACACAAAUUCAACAAUAUUCACAAUCAGUAUCCGAUCUGUUUAAGUUGAUGAUUCAGGAAAAAGAAGAGGAAUUCACUACUCGCGUGAAGACUGCGGGAGAAUUCGUCUUUGGUAAAACUAGGAUUUCUUCUCGUGAACAAAUACUAUUAUCGGAUUCUAUCUUGGAUCAAUUCUCUUUAUCAAGUGUACCUAAAGAUAAAAGAAAACCGAAUUCUCACUUAUCAUUGUUAGCAAUGGUUGAUUGCUGGCAUUCGCUUAAAAUUAAUCCAUAUGAACAUAUGGUGUGUCAAACACCACUUUUUAGACUUUGGACAGGAAUUACAGAAUAUUUAUUCUGCAAUUCGGAGAUGUUAGAUGAAGCAAUUCAUUCAGCAUUAUAUAGUAAAGAUAUUCGAGCAGAUGACAUGGAGUUUUAUAGUGCGACCAAAGGUUGGGCAGAAUGUGUUGAAAUUGGCAAUAUGAUGACAUAUCAAAAAAGGUUCGAGGAUACCGCAAAAUUCUUUGAGUCUAGAUUUGAAGAAAGUAAUAGGAUGGGAAGGGAAAUGAUAAAACUCAUUGUAAAUAAGACGCAUCGAUAG